Actinia tenebrosa (Australian red waratah sea anemone) is the source of this 2775-nucleotide messenger RNA. RefSeq lists its product as uncharacterized. The record is from RefSeq and is a predicted model, not a curated record. NCBI's taxonomy places the organism in Eukaryota, Metazoa, Cnidaria, Anthozoa, Actiniaria, Actiniidae.
AUGCCGGAUGAAGCGAGUCCAAUACAAGCCGUUGGGAAAGUCCAGAAGUAUGUUGUUGGAAGCGACUGGGACUCGUAUGCUGAACAGCUAGACUUUUACUUCGUGGCCAAUGGUAUUAAGGACGCAAAUACGAAGAAAGCUAUCCUCCUAACAAAUAUUCCGACGGAAACAUACCAGCUUAUAAAGGAUUUAGUGGCUCCAGAAACACUAAGAAACGAUUCAAUUACGUACGAUGUUAUCGUCGAGCGGCUUGCGGGUCAGCUAAAACCACAAAAGUCUGCCUUGGUAGCCAGGUAUGAAUUCGACAAUCGAGCGAGGAAACUGGGUGAGUCAGUCAAUGAAUAUGUCGCAGUUUUGAAGCAUUUAGCUACCGAGUGCAAGUUUAAUGAAGCGAUGCGAGCCGAACGUCUUCGCGAUAGAUUGGUCUCGGGAAUUCGCGACGCCAAGAUGAUAAGCGAGCUGCUCAAGGUCAAGCUCUCAGACCUCACUGAUUUUGGAGACAUGAAACACGUGUCUACAAAAGGGGAUAGAUCACCCAUUAUUGUCACGGUACUUGUGGAAGGCCAAGAGUUAUCAAUGGAGCUUGAUACUGGGUCAGCCGUGUCGGUGAUAAGUAAAGAAACCUUCCACAGGUACCUAAAGGGCGUGUCCAUCAAGAGUACCACCCUCCAGUUACGCACUUAUACAAGGGAAAUAGUAAAUCCCGUUGGGGUCUCCCAAGUAAAAGUACAGUAUCAGGAACAGAUACAUGUUCUCCCUUUGUAUGUUGUCGAAAAGGGAGGACCCACCUUGUUUGGCCGGGAUUGGCUAAGGUGCAUUCGCUUGAAUUGGCCUCUGUUAAAACUGGGAAAGGUAGACAGCCUAGACGACGUGCUCGAUAAGCACAAAGUUGUUUUCUCAGAGGGUCUUGGGAAGUUGAAGAAUUUCAAAGCGCACAUCGAGCUAAAAGAAAAUGCACGGCCCAAGUUUUGGAAACCUCGACCCGUAGCGCUAGCACGCAAGCCGGCGGUGGAACAAGCCCUGGAUGAGCUAGAGGCUGAGGGAGUGAUAGUGGGGGUGAAUUAUAGCGAAUGGGCGGCGCCCAUCGUGACUCCAGUAAAGAAAGACGGCAGUGUCAGGAUAUGCGGGGAUUUUAAAGUAACAAUUAACCCGCAACUAGAAAUCGACGAAUACCCCCUUCCACGCAUAGAAGACAUCUACGCCAGUCUUAGUGGUAAACAGUUCAGCACUCUUGAUUUGCGCCAGGCCUACCUACAAAUGGAGGUUGAUGAACGGUCCAAGCAUUACCUUACCGUCAAUACUCACCGAGGGCUGUUCCAAUACCAACGCUUACCGUACGGUGUGGCCUCGGCACCUGCCAUCUGGCAGAGAGCGAUGGAUCAGGUAUUACAGUGCCUCCCAGGAGUACAGUGUUACCUAGAUGAUAUCGUAGUGACCGGUAAGUCUGAAAGAGAACACCUGGAUGUGCUGAACAAGGUGUUGCAGAGGCUGGAGGAGUAUGGACUAAAGGCCAACAAAAGGAAAUGCAAGUUCCUCCAAGACUCCGUGGAGUAUCUGGGUCACGUGAUUUCUGCGGAGGGUCUACGCCAAUCGCCCAAAAAGACUAAAGCCAUCGUAGAGAUGCCAGCACCCCAGGACGUAGCACAGCUGCGCCCGUUCCUAGGCAUGGUCCAGUACUAUGCAAAGUUCAUGCCAGAUCUCGCUACGGUCCUAGCGCCACUUCAUCGUUUGCUUAAGAAGAAUGUUAAGUGGACCUGGUCGAAGAAGGAGGCGGAUUGCUUUGAGUCUGUUAAAAAGAUGCUGCUGGAGGACAAAGUACUAACCCACUACGAUCCCGACCUCCCGCUAGUUAUGGCCAGCGACAGCUCAUCGCAUGGUCUCGGAGCUGUCCUAUCUCAUCGUAUGCCGAAUGGAAACGAGAGGCCGAUCGCGUUCGCUUCUCGUUCAUUGUCAAACACUGAAAAAAAGUAUUCGCAGAUCGAGAAAGAGGCGUUGUCCAUCUUGUGGGGAGUGAAAAGGUUCCAGACAUACCUCGAAGGGAGGAGCUUCGAGCUAAUAACAGACCACAAGCCGCUGAAAUAUAUUAUGGACCCUGGGAAGGCAGUUCCAGUUACCGCUGCCGCAAGGCUGCAACGCUGGUGCCUUUUCCUGGGAGCCUUCACGUACACCAUCCAACACCGAAACACCAAACAGCACGCGAACUGUGAUGAACUUUCUCGCCUACCACUGGCGGAAAGCCCUAAGGACAAACAUGAUGAAACCGAAGUUUAUUUCAUGACUGUGGUGGAAGAUCUCCCAGUGAAAGAGAAGGAGCUCAAGAGACACACUCGCAGAGAUGCAGUUCUUGCCCGUGUCCUCGAAUCAGUGCAGAAAGGAUGGGAGGACGAUACGAUUACUCCGGAAAUCGCCCCUUAUGAUCACUGCAAGGAUGAAAUAACCUUACUGCACGGAGAGAUCCUGAUGUGGGUAACCAGAGUUAUUGUUCCGAAGAAGUUGCAAGACAGGGUUCUGCAAACCCUUCACGAGGGACAUAUCGGGGUGGUUAAAAUGAAGGGCCUCGCGCGCGGUCACGUGUGGUGGCCAAACAUCGAUAAAGACAUCGAGCGUGUUGGGAGACAGUGCGAGGGCUGCCAAGAAAUGGCAAGAAACCCAUCAUCUGCACCCCUACAUCGUUGGAAGUUCCCCGUGCAACCUUGGCAGCGAGUCGACAUAGACUUCGCGGGACCUUUCCAGGGGAGAAUGCUCCUAGUCUGCGUGGAUGYCCAUACGAAAUAG